GGUGCCCUAACCAGCAUACAUCCACCGAUAAACAGAGAAAAUCUCAAGAGAGAUCUAGAUCCAUGGCGGCCAACCCCAAGGUCUUCUUCGACAUGACCAUCGGCGGCGCUCCGGCGGGCCGGAUCGUGAUGGAGCUGUAUGCCGACGUGGUCCCCAACACAGCGGAGAACUUCCGCGCUCUCUGCACAGGCGAGAAAGGCAUCGGCAAAUGCGGGAAACCACUCCACUACAAAGGAUCUACCUUUCACCGUGUGAUCCCCGGCUUCAUGUGCCAAGGAGGCGAUUUCACCGCUGGUAACGGCACCGGCGGGGAGUCGAUCUACGGAUCCAAGUUCAAGGAUGAGAACUUUAGCCGCAAGCACACCGGUCCCGGCGUUCUUUCCAUGGCCAACGCCGGCCCCAACACCAACGGCUCCCAGUUCUUCAUCUGCACCGCCCAAACUUCGUGGCUCGAUGGGAAGCACGUCGUCUUCGGGCAGGUCAUCGAUGGCUUGGAUGUCGUCAAGAAGGUCGAGAGCGUUGGAUCUCAGGGAGGAAGGACCUCGAAGGCCGUCACCGUCGCCGAUUGUGGUCAGCUCUCCUAAACGGGUCUCAGCUUUUGCUGGAUCCGAACCCGUUUACUUAUUAGAUCCGUUAUCUGAUUAGCGGAUCCUUUUAUCUUACUUUUUAAUGUUCGAGUGUUCUAGAAUGGAUCUUAUAUCUGUGUUUCAGAUCCGUUAUCUUUCAUCACCGUCUUUGGCUUUUGACUUUUGUUAUCGAUGAAGCUGAUGAUGAUUUGGUGUAAUAAAUUUAGGGUUUUACUGAACUUGAUCUGGUUUAUGGAUGGAAUUUUAUAUAUAAUUUUGUGAUUA
Dioscorea cayenensis subsp. rotundata (Guinea yam) is the source of this 851-nucleotide messenger RNA. RefSeq names its product peptidyl-prolyl cis-trans isomerase. Lineage: Eukaryota; Viridiplantae; Streptophyta; Magnoliopsida; Dioscoreales; Dioscoreaceae. Gene Ontology annotation, molecular function: peptidyl-prolyl cis-trans isomerase activity. Gene Ontology annotation, biological process: protein peptidyl-prolyl isomerization; protein folding. The record is from RefSeq and is a predicted model, not a curated record. The coding region runs from base 63 to 584 and encodes 173 amino acids. The transcript has a single exon.